This is a messenger RNA of Morchella sextelata, 1101 nucleotides long. RefSeq lists its product as uncharacterized. NCBI's taxonomy places the organism in Eukaryota, Fungi, Ascomycota, Pezizomycetes, Pezizales, Morchellaceae. Gene Ontology annotation, cellular component: cytoplasm. Bases 1 to 1101 code for a protein of 366 amino acids. The record is from RefSeq and is a predicted model, not a curated record. Gene Ontology annotation, molecular function: 2-oxoglutarate-dependent dioxygenase activity. The transcript has 6 exons.
AUGUCAGCGACUACCACUACUACCACUCUUCCGCCCUCUACCCUUCACCUCACCCCACAUCUCCAGAACAAGAACCUUACGCCCCCACUCUCUACAAACUCUCUUGACUCCUUCCCGCACAUAUCGUCCACACCAGUAAUCGGGACCGAGUUUCCCUCCUCAGUACAACUGACAUCCUUACUUGCCUCCGAUGCUUUCAUCCGUGAUCUCGCGAUCUUGAUAUCCCAACGCGGCGUUGUGUUCUUCCGCUCGCAAGUGAUCACAAUUGAGCAGCAAACAGAGCUUGCAGUGCGCCUUGGCGAGUUGAGUGGGAAGCCAGAUACAAGUGGGCUGCAUGUACACCCGCUUACCAAAGAAUUCUCGGAGUUGGGCGACAGAGUGUCGGUUAUUAGCUCUGAGGGUAAGAAGGUAGUUGCGAGUGGAGAAAGCGAGGAAAGGAGUGCGAGAGCGAGUAAUGGAUGGCAUGCGGAUAUCACUUUUGAGAAGAUCCCUAGUGAUUAUGCAAUUUUGAAGGUCCACACACUGCCUGAAACGGGCGGAGACACACUUUGGGCUUCCGCAUAUGAAGCCUAUGAUCGUCUCUCCCCUGCCUAUCAACGAUUCCUCGAGGGCCUGACCGCAACUCACAACGCCACUCGAUUCAACGAAGCAGCAGCUCGUACCGGAUAUAAGAUCCGCGAGAGCCGUGGUGCUCCAGAGAACCAGGGGACAGACCUAACAGCUGUGCACCCGGUUAUAAGGACUAAUCCUGUUACUGGGUGGAAAGGUUUAUUUGUCAAUAAGGGCUUCACUAAAAGGAUCAAUGAACUUACUAAAGACGAGUCGGACAACGUAUUGGAUUAUAUUUUCGGACAUAUCAGUGAGAAUCAUGAUCUGCAGGUUCGAUUCAAAUGGGGCCAUUAUCAAGAUGGCGCUGCCGACGUAGCAAUCUGGGAUAAUAGAAGUGUUUUUCACACUGCUACUGACGAUUAUCUUGAGUUGGGUGGGAUUAGAGCGGGGGAUAGAGUCGUUAGCUUGGGGGAGAAGCCGACUUUGGUACCGGGGUCGAAAAGUAGAAGGGAGGCGUUGGGGCUGCCGAGAUUUGGUGGACAGAAGUUCUGA